AUGCCCCUCUUUCCCCUCAAGGGCCAGGCUCUGUCCACAUCCAUCACCUGUACUGCGGGCACUGGAUUCCUUCUCUUCGGCUACGACCAGGGCGUGUUCAGCGGUCUUCUGUCCCUACCUUCUUUUUCCGACACGUUUCAAAACCCGAGCCCCACGGUCAAAGGCCACAUUGACCUGGGCUGUCUUAUAGGCGCCCUGUCAAUGAUAUUCGUAGGAGAUAAACUCGGGCGCAAACGAUCGAUUAGGCUAGGAUGUUUGAUUGUCAUCGUGGGCGCUAUACUCCAAACAUCGUCUUUUUCUCUGGUUCAGAUGAUUAUCGCUCGGAUCAUAACCGGUGUCGGCACCGUGGCUAAUACGACCGCAAUUCCUCUCUGGCAAAGUGAGCUAGCCAAGGCUUUGCACCGCGGAAGGCUGAUCGGCUUUUCGCUUGUGAUCCUGGUCUUUGGCCUGAUAAUCGCCAAUUUGGUAAAUCUGUUGUUCUCCUAUACCGAUACAAAUAAAAGCAUCACAUGGCGCUUUCCGUUGGCUUUCCAAUGUGUUUUCACCCUGAUGACUCUCGCUCUUCUAUCAUGCAUCCCUGAGUCUCCCCGAUGGCUUAUGCUGCAAGAUAGGUCAGAUGAGGCCAGAACCGUCAUCGCUCGAUUACUCGCGUGGUCGGAAGACGAUCCAGUUGUCCGAGAGGACCAUGCCGAGAUUGACCGAAGCAUCCAGCAAGAUCGCGAGAUACAGAAGCCUCGAAUGAGUGAGAUUUUUCGAAACGGGUCCCCAGCAGACAUUCCGUCGCAUCGUUCUUGGAGCUAG
Penicillium riverlandense is the source of this 801-nucleotide messenger RNA. RefSeq names its product general substrate transporter. Gene Ontology annotation, biological process: carbohydrate transport; transmembrane transport. Gene Ontology annotation, molecular function: carbohydrate:proton symporter activity. Gene Ontology annotation, cellular component: membrane. The coding region runs from base 1 to 801 and encodes 266 amino acids. The record is from RefSeq and is a predicted model, not a curated record. NCBI's taxonomy places the organism in Eukaryota, Fungi, Ascomycota, Eurotiomycetes, Eurotiales, Aspergillaceae. The transcript is spliced from 2 exons.